This is a messenger RNA of Naegleria gruberi, 987 nucleotides long. RefSeq lists its product as uncharacterized. The coding region runs from base 1 to 987 and encodes 328 amino acids. Gene Ontology annotation, molecular function: protein serine/threonine kinase activity; ATP binding. Gene Ontology annotation, biological process: protein phosphorylation. The transcript has a single exon. Lineage: Eukaryota; Heterolobosea; Eutetramitea; Acrasida; Naegleriidae. The record is from RefSeq and is a predicted model, not a curated record.
AUGACAGAUGUAUUAAUUCUUUUUAAAAUUAACUCCAAGUUAUACUAUAUUACUGAAAAGAUUUCAAAAUAUUGUUUGGUAUUGAAAUAUUUGAAUAGUAAUAGCAAUAACAAUGAUGACAAUAAUACUAACAGUAACGACAAUAACUGCAGUGAAAACAAUACGGAUUCUGAAUUUAACAACACUGGUGUUAUUCAAUUAGAUAGUUCUGGCAUAUCUGACUUUGAUAAUAUAGUAAUUGAUGAAAGGAAAAUUAUAGGAACAGGCUUAAUGAAAAAUUCAGGAUUGAAAGUGUUUGUAAAACUUUCAAAAACAAUGUCAGAGAAAAUUGAUACAAUGAACUUGGUUACAACAAUUUCACACCCAAAUAUUUGUCGUAUUUAUAAGUAUGUACACACUAGCAACCGAAUCAGUGAUGUAUCCGGAUGGAAUUGUUCUAAUAUAACAAUUACAGCAAUGGAACCUUUGGAUUGUUUUGACCAUACCUAUGCCUACAAUAGCAAUAACUUUGAGUGUUUCUUGCAAAACGUUUUCAUUGGGUGCUUGAAAGGUCUUGAAUGUUUACAUUCCAAUAAUGUCGUUCACUGUGAUAUUAGUGUAAAUAAUAUUAUGUUUAGAAAUUACAAUGAACCAGUUAUUAUUGACAUGAAUAAUUCUAGUAUUAUGAAUUCUGAAUAUGCAAAAACUUGUUUACAUUUUAAACCAGACUACACCCCCACAGAUAUCAACUAUAGAUUUACUCCUACUCAUGAUCUUUAUGCUCUGGCAGUUGUUUUAAUUAAACUGAUGAUGAGACAUUCAAGACUUGUAUGCGACAAAAUGUCAUCACACAUUGUGCAAGUUGAUAUUUUGCAAUCUCAUUUUGCAUUUACAGAAAUUGAAGGUUUAUGUUCUGUUUUGAAAGACAUGAUUAAUUGUAAAUAUCAUUCGGCAACAAAAUGCCUUGAAGAUGUUAAUAAUGAGUUGAAGAAAAGUAAUGACAAUUAA